Panonychus citri (citrus red mite) is the source of this 1656-nucleotide messenger RNA. Its product is annotated as retinal homeobox protein Rx-B-like. Gene Ontology annotation, biological process: regulation of transcription by RNA polymerase II. NCBI's taxonomy places the organism in Eukaryota, Metazoa, Arthropoda, Arachnida, Trombidiformes, Tetranychidae. The coding region runs from base 684 to 1607 and encodes 307 amino acids. Gene Ontology annotation, molecular function: DNA-binding transcription factor activity, RNA polymerase II-specific; RNA polymerase II transcription regulatory region sequence-specific DNA binding. The transcript is spliced from 3 exons. The record is from RefSeq and is a predicted model, not a curated record.
UCUUCUCUCUCUCUCUCUCUCUCUCUCUCUCUCUCUCUCUCCAAUUUCUCUUCCUCUCUUUCUGCGGCUCUUUUAUCAGUCUUUCUUCAUCUUCUUCUUCCUCUUCUUAUCUUCAUCUUCCAUCUCCGUCCUUCUUAUCUUCUCUCUUUUUUUUCCUUUUUUUCUGUGUCUCUUUUACCACCUCGAGUAGCAAAGGCGACAGGAAACACGUCGUCAGUGCUAAGGUGAAGGAGGCUAUUUAGUAAUGGACAUUACUAGACAACAAUGGGUGUUACAAUUAACAAAUAGUUUCACAACAAUUAAUAUUAUCGAUACAAAAACAACUUUACCUUUGGUCAGUUUCGUUUUUGUUAACCUUGUGGUCAACUGUUUUUAUCUAUGAUUGACCACAAUUUCUGAUGAAUUAACGUAAAUCAUAAUAGUCAAAUUUUCUAGUGACCUCUAGUUUUCAUCUUCCUUAUCAUCAUCUCACAUAGGAGAAGAGAGAAAGAGAGAGAGAGAUGACAAAAAAUCGAUCAUCAUCUUCAUUCAAUGAGAUGUUAACGUAAUUGUAGCGAGAAAAAAAGUUACAUUUUAGAUUCGAAAAAAAAAUUUUCGAUUCAUUUUCUUUUCACUUUAAUUCCUCAAUUAUUGUCCUAUUAUCUUAUUAUCAGAUCAACAAUCAAUUAAAUUAGUUAAUCAUAAUGAAGAGACACAGUAUUGAUGCUAUACUUGGAAUUCAGCGUAUUGAUACAAUUAAUUCAUUGGCAACAAUUAAACAGCAAUCAAAUAAAAAGGAUAAAAUAUCCUCAUCAUCUUUUACUUUUGGAUUUAAUAAUUCCGGAAGUAACAAUGAGCUCGACAGAAAAGGAGGUGUCUUACUUGUGGUCAACGGUAAUGGUCAAAGUGUCGGAGUUGGAGUUGGUUUAGGUGAAAACAAUCAAUUGACUAAAGCAAUUAACUCAACAAGUUUUAAUCCCAAUCAUCAUCAUCCACUUCGUCAUCAUGUUAAUGGCUACUCUCCUUGUCCAUCACCUCAAUUAUCAUAUAAAGAUGAAGAUAAUUUUGAGGAGGAUAAUAUUCAUCACAAUGACGAUGAAGAUAAUAACGGUCGAUUAGAGGAAAUCGAUGAUGACGACGACGAUACUUGUGCAUCUAUGGACUCGAACUCUGGUUACCCUUCGGGUAACACAAACGUCAACCAUAAUGAACUUUCUGGACCAAAAUCGAAACACCGACGGACCCGGACAACUUUUACAACUUAUCAACUUUACGAACUCGAAAGAGCAUUCGAAAACUCUCAGUACCCUGAUGUUUUUACUCGUGAAGAACUGGCCUGUAAGGUCAGUCUAUCAGAGGCCAGAGUUCAGGUUUGGUUUCAAAAUCGUCGUGCUAAAUGGCGAAGGCAAGAAAAGUUGGAUAAUCCAUCGUCUUCUGGCCUUAAUCAUUCACAAUUAACUGAUUCUUUGGUCUCACCAACAAGCCGAUUAAAUUGUUUACCUUUAACAAUCAACUCAAGCUCAUUGCCAUCAUUGUCCAAUCUAAAUGGAUGUGGAUGCAUCAAUUGUGUAAACUUUAUUUAUAAUCAUUUAAAAAAUCAGAUAAUUAAAACUAAUUGCCACAAUUAGCGAGUUAAACUAAAAUCAAGUUACAAUCAAAUCAAUUAAAAUAUGUUGA